Messenger RNA from Danio aesculapii, 2468 nucleotides. RefSeq names its product gastrula zinc finger protein XlCGF7.1-like. Gene Ontology annotation, molecular function: DNA-binding transcription factor activity; RNA polymerase II cis-regulatory region sequence-specific DNA binding. Bases 985 to 1887 code for a protein of 300 amino acids. The record is from RefSeq and is a predicted model, not a curated record. The transcript has 2 exons. Lineage: Eukaryota; Metazoa; Chordata; Actinopteri; Cypriniformes; Danionidae. Gene Ontology annotation, biological process: regulation of cytokine production; negative regulation of transcription by RNA polymerase II; regulation of immune system process.
UAUAUAUAUAAAUCCAUAUGCAUAAAUUAAUCAUUCUUACUUUCAAAUGAACACGAACUGUCAUAGUGUAUUAAAAACAAACCCCUCACUGCACGUCAGCUGCACCUUCAGCAAACCUCCUGAUACCUGCAGCACGAGGACUUUAUGAAAGUUUAUGAGCGUCAAAGGUUGUGGAUCUGUUAACCAAAUAUUUGACUACGUGUCCCUGCAUACCAAACAACAAAAAAAUAAUACAAAACGAUAUAACUAAAGCAAUAUCCACUGUGCUGGUACAUUAAUGAAGUGUUUUAGCAGUGAUGUAAACCAGUGUUUCCCAAUCCUGUUCUUGAAAGCACAACAGUACAUAUUUCAGAUGUCUUCCUUAUCUGACCCAUUCAUUUCAGACUUUAGAGUCUUUUCUAAUGUUCUGAUUAGUUGAUUCAUGUGUGUUUGAUUAGAAAGAGGUUGAAAAUGUGUACUGUUGGUGUGCCUUGGGGAACAGGGUUGGGAAACACUGGUUUAGUAUUUCUCAACCACGUUGCUGGAGGACCAGCAGCUCUGCACAUUUCCAGAUCUCCUUAACCAAACACACCUGAUUCAGAUCAUCAGCUCAUUAGCAGAGACUGAAAGAGCUGUUAUGGGUUUGACAGACAAAGAAGACAUCCAAAACAUGCAGUGUUGGUGGUCCUCCAGGAACGUAGUUGAGAAAAACUGGUCCAAGAUCAUUUUGGCAGAUCCUUGAUCUUUUAAUCUUGAUAACUCAUCUCUGGGUAUUCUGGUUCUUCAAACAAGUUCGCUAAUCAGAUUAAAAUGUCUAGAUUAACUGAUCUGAGAUCACUGCGUGUGCUCAUGAUCCUCCAAAUCAAGAUCAGCAAUCCAGCUAUUGGCCAACGGCAGAGCAGCUUAAUGACAUCAUCAGAUUAAUAUUCAAUUCCACCAGGGGGCGUUCCCCUGCUCUCAUGACGUCAUGCAAGUGAAUCCCUGCCCACAUUAGUGAGAGUUUAAAUGCUGAGGAAUAUUCCCAUCUUCCCACAGCUGAAGAAGAAGCAAACAGGAGGAAUUAUUGCAGGAGAAACAACUGACUUAAAGAUGGAGAUGGAGGAAGAACCCUGCAGAAUAAAAGAGGACGAGACAGAAGAAAAAAUAGAUGAAGAUGGAGAUGCAGGCAGUUCACAGACUGAACAAACCUUCAGACAUAAACAAGCUGAAAAGACUGAAGGCGAAAAAUCUUUCAGCUGCUCUGAGUGUGGGAAGAGUUACAAACAUAAAAUCAGUCGUUAUAAACACAGAAGAUUUCACACUGGGAAAGGCCUGUUCAUGUGCACUGAGUGUGGGAAGAGUUACUCGGAUAAAUACACUUUCAGAGAUCAUCAGCUCUCUCACUCUGAUAUAAAGCCAUUCAGCUGUGAUCAGUGCGGUAAAACAUUUGUGUUGGAAAAGCACUUGAGACAACAUCUUCAAGUUCAUUCUGCUGUGAAGCCUCACAUUUGUUUCUGUGGGAAAAGUUACACAACAAUAUACAAGUUAAAAGAGCAUCAGGUUAUUCACACUGAACCUCAUGUGUGCUCCGACUGUGGGAACACCUUCAGUUCAUUAACCAACUUAAGACGACACCAGAAUAUUCACACUGGAGAGAAACCGUAUCAGUGUUCACACUGUGAGAAGAGUUUCACACAACCAGGAGGCCUGAAAGCACAUGAGAAAGUUCACACUGGAGAGAAAUGGUAUAGCGGGCGGCUUAAAAAGACACCAAAGGCUUCACACUGGAGAGAAAUCGUACACGUGUUCAGACUGUGGAAAGAGUUUCUCUCUGUCAUCUUCCUUGAAAACUCACCAGAGUGUUCAUACUGGAGUGAAACCGUAUAUGUGUUGACUGUGGGAAGAUCUAUAGUUCAUCGGGCGGUUUAAAAAGACACCAGAGGAUUCACACUGGAGAGAAUCUGUAUCAGUGUUCAGACUGUGGAAAGAGUUUCAAUCAGUCAGCUUCCUUGAAAAUUCACCAGAGUGUCCACACUGGAGUGAAACCUUACACGUGUUUUGACUGUGGAAAGACCUUCGGUUCAUCAGGCUAUUUAAAAAACACCGGAGGAGAAAAGCUGCAUUACUGCUCUUCAGGGAAGAGUUUCGCUUAUAGCCCAAAGUUGCCUGAAUAAGAAUUGCUUCACAAUGAAAUCCAUCAGUUACUAGUAAACCGGUGUAGUUUUCAGAUAUACAGUAAAAGCUGGAUUAUCUCCAUCAGACUGAGUUCAUCUUAAGAAUUAAUUGUGUAUUUGAGCAUUUCUGAAUCAAUGGCAGCAUCUGUUCAUUCAGUCUGUCUGUGGGUUUGUUACUACAGGUCUUGUGUUGGUGUUCAGCUGUUAAAAUAUCAGUGAAGUUUAGUCAUUUUAUUAUAAAACAGGUUUAUUAAUGGUUUCAUUUACUAAAUGCCUUGUGAAGUGAUUUGUACUGACUGUAAAUUUUGUAACUGAAAUAAAAACCAAACCACAUUA